This is a messenger RNA of Owenia fusiformis, 3302 nucleotides long. The record is from the annotation of a GenBank genome assembly. Lineage: Eukaryota; Metazoa; Annelida; Polychaeta; Sabellida; Oweniidae.
CACCAAAUCAAUAUGGAGACCAUCGAAAAAUUUUGAAUCUAAAACCCAACACAUUAUGGAGAUUUACAACAUACUGGUACAUAUUUCCUCUAUAGAGAUACCUUAAUAACAAAGGUCAGAUCAAGAGAGAUGUAAGAUGUCUGAUAUGUCAGGAACUGUAUUCUGGGUGGUGCUGGGAGUAGCCCUCUUCUUGGGCAGCUUUGGAGCAGUAGGAGGAAUAUGCCUGGCAUUGUACAUUGUCUCUUUCAUCGUUGGGGGUGCCAGUAUAAUAUACUACUAUGGGAAGAGCAGAUCUGAAACAACACUAAUGAAUAAACCAAGUAGAGUUCCAAAGACUAAAGUAGGCCCAGGAAAAAUUAUCGAUGAUGUGACCCAUAUACAGCGGCAUUACAGAACGGACAAACGUAUGACAGGGGCAAGUGCAAUAGAUGAAGUAUUACAAGAGAUUUUAGAUUUCACAUAUCGGGACUAUAUUCAUAUAUGGUAUAAAAAAAUCAGCGAUGAUGGGAAGUUCCGGUAUGACAUGCGACUCACUUUACAAAAAGUCGUUAUAGCAUUUUCUGAAAGAUGUAAAGAGGUUGACUGGGUGCCAUAUUGUACAACAAAUUUAGUAGAUGACUUUGCAUCACAUUUACGUUUAUUCCGACGAGCGCAAGAAAAAGUGCGAAAGGAAGCUAAAAAAGAUGAGAGUAAAGUCCCACCUGAUUUGACAUCAGUAUUCUUUGAUCUUGAGGUAGAGAUGGAAAACAACUUAUGUAGAGAUACUAUUUGUACUGACCCAUUCAAAGAAAGAGAAUAUCUCCAAGAACUAAGUGAUGUUUUGCUGUAUUUACUUCUGCCUCCUGAGGACUUCCACAACAAACCUUUCAAACACAUAGUGCGUGAAUGUCUAGUCAAUGGUGUGUUCCUUCCCGUCAUUAACCUCAUGUCUGAUCCAGACUACAUCAACCAGCUUAUUAUCUGGAUGUGUCUGGAUACCCCUAUUAAUAAUGAUACAUUUGUGCUAGCGAUAAAACUCUCAGACAGUUUAGAUGAACUCCAAGCUGUCCGAGAAAAGCUUGACAUGGAUAUCGCCAGAUGGCGCUCAAAGGACACAGGAGGCGAGGAUGAUACAUUCGUCAAGCAACAGCUUAGCAGUCUUGUAUUUGUAAAAAGUCAAUGUGAAUUGAGAAUUGCGAGACUCCAGGCGGGCCUGGGGUACGAUGAUGGUACAGCUAAUGGGGGCCUAGAUGUACAAAAACUAUUAACCCCAGGUCAGAAGCUCUACUCCUUACCCUUUGAUGUGAUAUUGAAUAACAAUGUAGCCCUGUCCUACUUUAUAGAAUUCAUGACAGGCCUAGGUUUCCAGAAUUAUUUAUUUUUCUAUUUAAAUGUUGAGGGAUUCAGAGUGUCUGCAGAACAGCAGAUUAAUGCAGCGCAACUGCAAAAAUUGGCGGACUCUUCCAGUCCCGGCCCCGAUCUAGAGAUGAUUAGUGCUGCCGCCUAUAGUAUUUAUGAACAAUAUUUAUCAGAAAAGGCUUCACCGCGGGUUCGGGUUGAGGAGAGUUCAUUAAAGAGGACUUUACAAGCCAUACAAAAAGAGAAUAUAACUGAAGAAAUAUUUGACCCUAUACAGGCACAGGUUUACCACCUGUUGCAAGAGAAUAAAUUCUAUGGUGCUUUCAAGAAAAGCUCUAGUUACAUUAAACUGUUAGCUGAGCUGGAUUUGUUACGGGACGUCCCAUCUGACGAUGAGAGCUCAAUACCUGAUGACGAGACCAUGUCUUCCCCAUCUAGUUCCAACCAUGCCUCUACAGAGGAUCUCUCUAAUAACUGUGAGAGCUGGAGCGAUUUAAUUGUCACUGCAAAGAUAUCUCAAACAGGUAUUGUAAAGGAGCAGGGUAGAGCUUAUGCAGUCUAUGCUAUAACAGUCACCAAAACACACAGAGAUGGUCUUGAGGAUGUGGUCGAUGUAUAUAGAAGAUACAGCGAUUUUCACGACCUUCAUAUGACCAUUAAAGAAAAAUAUGAGGCAUUGGGCACAUUGAGUCUCCCAAGUAAGAAAGCCUUCAACAAUAUGAAUAAGGACUUUUUAGAGAAAAGGCGAAUAGCAUUAGAUAAUUAUUUACAAACCCUUCAAGACCCUGGGGUGCAGGCCAAUUACCCUGGUUUACAAGAAUUGCUCUACCCAUUCUUACAACCUGGGCCAUGGGAAAAAGGCAAAAGCGAGAUGGCAAGAAAGACAAAUGAUUGGAUGCUCGGUAACAUGGAAGAUUUUAUGAUGGACACAUUUGUGAACCCGCUGAAGACAUCUGUAAAGACAGUUGGCAAUGCUGUCAAGUCUGUGCCUGAUAAUCUGGUAGAUGGUGUAGCAAAGGUAUCUGGGGGAAUCAAGGGUAUCCCAGGAAAUAUGGUGGAUGGGAUAUCUAAAGUUUUCAAUAUUAAAAAUAACAUUAAGGCUGAGAUGCUGGACAGUGGUAAAGUAGGUGCAGUCUUGGAUGUUGAGGAAGAAGACAACAUCCCAAUGAGGAUCAUGUUAUUGUUGAUGGACGAAGUGUUUGACUUGAAGAACAUGAACCAAUGGCUUCAGAAGAGAAUCAUAGCCAUCCUGAGGCAAAUCAUCAAAGCUGCAUUUGGAGACAUGAUUAACAAAAAAAUUGUGGACCAUGUAGAAUGGGUCACCUCUGCUGAACAGUGUGCUGAAAAUCUGAAAACAUUUAGGGACUCCUUCUGGCCCUGUGGUUGCCUGGCUGAACCAAGAACAGAGAGGGACCAGAACACACAAAGGAGAACACGGGUGGUUUGUAGAGCCAAACUCUUGGCCAGCUUAUCAGAUGACUUGAGACAUUUAAUUGGGACAGAAACAACACGUAGGGGUGUCAUCCGUAUCUUCCAUCUAUUCCAGCAACGUACCCUUAACAAAAGACUAGUAUAUGUCCUUCUUGAGGGCAUGUUAGAAACAUUAUUCACUGAAAACAAAUUCCAGGAGAUAUUCCUGAAAGUGCAUUCUAAGUCACCAAGGGUGAAACCCCACUUAGAAAGACGCUCGAAUACAUCUAAAGGAACACAGAACAGGCGAAAAAAGCGGUGACGUGAGUUUGUGUGAUUGCGAUUAGAAUUUUGUCAUUGGGGCCAUGUUGUAGCAAUGGCUAAGUCACUGCCAUACAGCUGUAGAUAAAUCAGAUUUAGCUGUACCUUAAUUUGUAGCUCAUCAACAGAUAGCUGUAGCUCAUCAAAAUUAUAGAUGGAGCUCAUCAACAAAAGCAAAAUAGCUGCAUCUAAGCAACAAUACCUGUAGCUCAUCAAAAUUACUUGUAGCUCAU